Molecule: messenger RNA, 1080 nt
Organism: Vigna unguiculata (cowpea)
Lineage: Eukaryota; Viridiplantae; Streptophyta; Magnoliopsida; Fabales; Fabaceae
Product: putative WRKY transcription factor 13
Biological process (GO): regulation of DNA-templated transcription
Molecular function (GO): DNA-binding transcription factor activity; sequence-specific DNA binding
Source: RefSeq, a predicted model, not a curated record
UUUAGAAAUUAGAAAAUCAAGGAAGAAAAGAAAGAGAAAGAGAGAAAGACAAAGAGAAAAAGGGAAAGUUGGUUUGGCAACGUUAUAAGUUUAUGCAUUCCAUUAGGGUGUAAUUCUCACCUCCAUGGUUUGAGAGAAACCACAUAUAUUGAAGCCUCACCAAAACUCUUAGAAACACCAGCAAUAUCUAUAUUGAAAGAUCAGAAGAAGAAGAAGAAGAAGUAGUAGUGAUGUCAACAACUUCACAUACCAUUCCUCACCACACCUUUUUCGAGGAGCAGGAUCAGAUUCCUACACAGAUGGGGUUCUUUCCCUUUCCUACAAACCUUACUUUGCCUCCUUUGGGUUGCCACCAAUCCUCUUUGAAAACCUUCACCUCCAUAACACCUUCUUCACUUGCCCUAUCUCAACAAGAUUCUUCUACCUCAAAUCUAUCACAAACCCUAUUUCACAAGUCCACCUUUGGAGGACCUCAAUUCCUCUCCUUGCAUAGAUCCACUCUGAAUCCAUGGGCACUGGGAGAAGUGAGUGAUUGCUUGAGCAGUAAAAGAAGUGGAUUUGAUGAUCAUCAUCAUCUGGGAAUUUCGGCCAUGAAGAUGAAGAAAAUGAAGGCGAGAAGGAAGGUUAGAGAGCCUAGGUUUUGCUUCAAAACUAUGAGCGAUGUCGAUGUAUUGGACGAUGGCUACAAGUGGAGAAAGUACGGACAGAAAGUUGUGAAGAACACGCAGCACCCAAGAAGCUAUUACCGUUGCACACAAGAUAACUGUCGAGUAAAGAAACGAGUGGAACGCUUAGCGGAAGAUCCAAGAAUGGUGAUAACAACCUAUGAAGGGAGACAUGUUCACUCUCCAUCAAAUGAUCUUGAAGACUCUUCAUCUCCAUCUCAACUUGGGAACUUCUUAUGGUAGAUUAUUGUUAAGUGAAGAUAUAUAAUAUUUGUGUAUAUUAAUGGUUAUGUUCUUCCUUGAGGGUGUGCUUUGUUGAGAUGAGAAUUGAAUAAGUAUGGAGAAUGAUGAACAUGUAUUCGUGAAAUGCAUGAUCGUCUCUAUCAGGUAAUCCAUUGUUUUCAUCACUUCCAAG